AUUAAAGAUCAUAACGUAUUCGAGAUACUGGAACAUUGUCGGUGAAUGUAUACGUAGAGGAAAGAACAUAAAACUUAACUGCAAUUGAAAACAUUGAAGUACAAGCACCCCUAUAGCAACAUCAAAUACAAUUAUGCAAUAGUACGUAGGACGGCUCAGUCAUCAGUGCCAUGAGAAUGAAAUAUGAGUAAUAAAUAAGAAGCAUUAUUCCUGAAACUUAAAAGCUAUGCAGAUUAUCGGUGCUUUGAAGAAUAGAGAAAAAUUACCAAGAGUACUGAUUGCUGAUAAUAUUUGUACGGCAUUAUUAGCCAGCCAGAGUCUUUAAUGAUUAUAAUUCCAGACUAAGAAAUUCUUGGUGACAAGAAUGGUGGCGGCCCAAAAAGGGUAAAAAGGUCAAAAAUGGAAGUCAUUAAUGGACAUCAUUAACAACCAAACAGAAAACAGGUCAUAUUGGAAUCGCGAACUAGCUCCCCAGUGGCGUCAAUGGCGUCUUCUCUCCCCAGUUUUCACCAGUGCCUCUAUCUCCUAUCCUUCAUUCUUUUUCUUCGAAAGACAAUUUGAAAUUUCCUUCUCUUUUCGCUUCACCUGCUGCCCUUAGUAAUUUGUCUUCAAAGCCCAGCAACAUUUCUCUCCAAUUCCUUUCUCACAAACAGCCCCGACUUGUUAAUCCGAAACCAAGGUGUCUGACAGUAAUCGCAGUGGCUCCACCUAAGCCCGGUGGCAAAUCCAAGAAAGUGGUGGGAUUGAUAAAGCUGGCGCUGGAGGCAGGGAAGGCGACCCCAGCGCCGCCAGUAGGGCCAGCACUUGGUUCCAAGGGGGUAAACAGCAUGGCUUUUUGUAAGGAUUACAAUGCCCGGACCGCCGACAAAGCCGGUUACGUUAUUCCCGUCGAGAUUACCGUCAACGAUGAUAGAAGCUUUACUUUUAUACUGAAGACACCGCCUGCUUCGGUUCUGCUCCUUAAGGCAGCAGGUGUUGAGAAAGGUUCUAAAGACCCAAAGAUGGAGAAAGUGGGCAAGAUCACUAUUGAUCAGUUGCACACAAUCGCUGCUGAAAAGCUGCCAGACUUGAAUUGCAAGAGUAUUGAAUCAGCAAUGAGAAUUAUAGCAGGCACUGCAGCUAAUAUGGGAAUUGAUGUUGAUCCUCCAGUUCUUGAACAGAAAAAGAAGGAACUUGUUUAGACCUGUUCAUUCUUUGUUCCCUUGAAUAUUUUUAAGAAAUCAUAUUCGUGUAAUAGCAUCGAUUAAUUCUUUGAUCUGAUGCAUUUUGGUCUUAUAUUUGUGCGAGUAGGAUUUCUUGGAAUCCAUUGAUCGAAUAUUCAAUUACAUUUUAGAUGUUGGUAUUUAGGGGGUGUGCAAGUCCCAUUAAAAAAAUGGAAUCUAUCUAAAAAGGUUUCAUCUUUU
Messenger RNA from Carya illinoinensis, 1403 nucleotides. RefSeq names its product 50S ribosomal protein L11, chloroplastic-like. Gene Ontology annotation, cellular component: large ribosomal subunit; ribosome. Gene Ontology annotation, biological process: translation. The record is from RefSeq and is a predicted model, not a curated record. Gene Ontology annotation, molecular function: large ribosomal subunit rRNA binding; structural constituent of ribosome. The coding region runs from base 828 to 1181 and encodes 117 amino acids. NCBI's taxonomy places the organism in Eukaryota, Viridiplantae, Streptophyta, Magnoliopsida, Fagales, Juglandaceae. The transcript has 4 exons.